Dothidotthia symphoricarpi CBS 119687 is the source of this 1410-nucleotide messenger RNA. Its product is annotated as zf-DHHC-domain-containing protein. The transcript is spliced from 2 exons. Gene Ontology annotation, cellular component: endoplasmic reticulum; Golgi apparatus. The coding region runs from base 60 to 1373 and encodes 437 amino acids. Gene Ontology annotation, biological process: protein targeting to membrane; peptidyl-L-cysteine S-palmitoylation. Lineage: Eukaryota; Fungi; Ascomycota; Dothideomycetes; Pleosporales; Dothidotthiaceae. Gene Ontology annotation, molecular function: protein-cysteine S-palmitoyltransferase activity. The record is from RefSeq and is a predicted model, not a curated record.
CUCACAACGCGGUAUCUGGGGCCAUGCAGAUCGCGGCAGCCAUCUGAUCCCUCUUCACCAUGGCCCUCGCCCGCAACCUCAUCAUCGGCGCAGGCACCGUAUCGCUCAUCACGUUUGUCGCAUUUUUUGGACGACUUCCGGCGUUCAGAAACACACCGAUUGGCUUUCUCCACCGACUCCUCGUCCAGCACUUUCCCUCAGCCCUCCACCAGCUCGAUGUCAAGCUCACCAAUGGCCGCAUUACGAGCGGCGGCUCCCGGUUGGGGAACUACCUGAUGCACGACAAGCACCCCGUCGUAGUCGUCUUCUUCCUCGGCCUUGUGACUGCGUGUGCUGCAAUGCUUCUGCCUUCUUUCUGGUCACUCCUUCAACUGCACCACAAGCUCUUUGCAUUCAUUCUAGUGCCGCAACCAUACGUGUUCCUGUAUCUUAGUGCAAAGAAGAACAACGAGACGUACAUCACCACGCUAAACCAUACACAACAAAUGCGACACUAUCCUUAUGAUAGGGUCCUGUAUCACCCUGGAAAGUCAUGCUCGACCUGCAGGUUUUUGAAGCCAGCGAGAAGUAAGCACUGCAGCAUAUGCAAAACGUGUGUGGCGAGGAUGGACCAUCAUUGCAUCUGGGUCAACAACUGUCUUGGACGCGGCAACUACAAGUGGUUCCUUGCCCUACUACUAUCCACGACCGUUCUGAUUGCAUACGGCGCUUACCUCGCAUGGUACGCGUUGACUCCCAAAGUCAUCCUACACUACAGCAAAUACGAACACUUCUACAGAUACAAGCCAAGCGCAGGAUCAGACCCAAACAGCAUAGCCACAUACUUCAACGCGAAAUUGCACAACUUACUCCAAUACUCGAGCAUCUACCUCGACGCAGGCGGCAUCUGUGGCUCAGGCGUCGGCCUCCUCGCGCUGCUAACAUGGCCGCUUCCCCUCGGCCUGCUCGUCUACCACAUCUUCCUGAUCUGGGCGGGCAUGUCCACCAACGAAAGCGCAAAAUGGGCAGACUGGCGAGACGACAUGGCAGAGGGCGUAGUCUUUCUGGGGCACCGGAGAGAAAACACAAUGCAAGAACACCGUUCAGCCAUGCCAUCACGUGUAUACUCCGCGCACUCAUCAUCCUCGUCUUCGCCCAUGCCGACGCCGCCAGAAACACCUCCAGACGACGAAGAGCCGCCGACGACUUGGCCGCUGGAAAGCAGACACAUUCUCAUCCGGACGCGCGACGGGCAGGCGCCGAAGAGUCUGCCCGAUCGUGUUAGCUCUGUUGUGCGGGACGAUGGGUUUGAGCGUGUGUGGAGUCUGGCGGCGGUGGAGAACGUGUAUGAUCUCGGUUUCUGGGAUAAUUUGAGCGAAGCCCUACUCAAUUAGAUAACAUGAAAUGUAUCUCAUUUGGUUUUGAUAGAAC